AUGGGGUUAGUCGCUGCUCUUGUGGUGUGUGUGUCAGUCGCUGCUCUUGUGGUGUGUGUGUCAGUCGCUGCUCUUGUGGUGUGUGCGUCAGUCACUGCUCUUGUGGUGUGUGCGUCAGUCGCUGCUCUUGUUGUGUGUGCGUCAGUCACUGCUCUUGUGGUGUGUGCGUCAGUCGCUGCUCUUGUGGUGUGUGCGUCAGUCGCUGCUCUUGUUGUGUGUGCGUCAGUCACUGCUCUUGUGGUGUGUGCGUCAGUCGCUGCUCUUGUUGUGUGUGCGUCAGUCGCUGCUCUUGUGGUGUGUGCGUCAGUCGCUGCUCUUAUUGUGUGUGCGUCAGUCACUGCUCUUGUGGUGUGUGCGUCAGUCGCUGCUCUUGUUGUGUGUGCGUCAGUCGCUGCUCUUGUGGUGUGUGCGUCAGUCGCUGCUCUUGUUGUGUGUGCGUCAGUCACUGCUCUUGUGGUGUGUGCGUCAGUCGCUGCUCUUGUUGUGUGUGUGUCAGUCACUGCUCUUGUGGUGUGUGCGUCAGUCGCUGCUCUUGUGGUGUGUGCGUCAGUCGCUGCUCUUAUUGUGUGUGCGUCAGUCACUGCUCUUGUGGUGUGUGCGUCAGUCGCUGCUCUUGUUGUGUGUGCGUCAGUCGCUGCUCUUGUUGUGUGUGCGUCAGUCGCUGCUCUUGUUGUGUGUGCGUCAGUCGCUGCUCUUGUUGUGUGUGCGUCAGUCACUGCUCUUGUAGUGUGUGUGUCAGUCGCUGCUCUUGUGGUGUGUGCGUCAGUCGCUGCUCUUGUUGUGUGUGCGUCAGUCGCUGCUCUUGUGGUGUGUGCGUCAGUCGCUGCUCUUGUGGUGUGUGUGUCAGUCGCUGCUCUUGUGGUGUGUGCGUCAGUCACUGCUCUUGUGGUGUGUGCGUCAGUCACUGCUCUUGUGGUGUGUGCGUCAGUCGCUGCUCUUGUGGUGUGUGCGUCAGUCGCUGCUCUUGUGGUGUGUGUGUCAGUCGCUGCUCUUGUGUGUGUGUCAGUCACUGCUCUUGUGGUGUGUGUGUCAGUCGCUGCUCUUGUGGUGUGUGCGUCAGUCACUGCUCUUGUGGUGUGUGCGUCAGUCGCUGCUCUUGUGGUGUGUGCGUCAGUCACUGCUCUUGUGGUGUGUGCGUCAGUCGCUGCUCUUGUGGUGUGUGCGUCAGUCACUGCUCUUGUGGUGUGUGCGUCAGUCGCUGCUCUUGUUGUGUGUGCGUCAGUCACUGCUCUUGUGGUGUGUGCGUCAGUCGCUGCUCUUGUUGUGUGUGCGUCAGUCACUGCUCUUGUGGUGUGUGCGUCAGUCGCUGCUCUUGUGGUGUGUGCGUCAGUGGCUGCUCUUGUUGUGUGUGCGUCAGUUGGAAGCCCACCACAUCAUCAAAAUGAUACCGUAUCAUGA
Knipowitschia caucasica is the source of this 1398-nucleotide messenger RNA. The record is from the annotation of a GenBank genome assembly. NCBI's taxonomy places the organism in Eukaryota, Metazoa, Chordata, Actinopteri, Gobiiformes, Gobiidae.